Molecule: messenger RNA, 2310 nt
Organism: Neohortaea acidophila
Lineage: Eukaryota; Fungi; Ascomycota; Dothideomycetes; Mycosphaerellales; Teratosphaeriaceae
Product: exocyst complex component Sec6-domain-containing protein
Exons: 1
Coding region: 1-2310 (769 amino acids)
Biological process (GO): exocyst localization; exocytosis
Cellular component (GO): exocyst
Molecular function (GO): SNARE binding
Source: RefSeq, a predicted model, not a curated record
AUGGUGGAAACGGCCCUCGAGGACCCGUCCUCCAAGCUCGCCGAGCUCCUCAAACACCCCGAUGAUCUCGACAAACUCGCCUCCCUCAAGUCGGAAUUCACGCGCAAAAAGACCGCCAUCGAUGCGCAGCUCAAACUCGGCCUGCAAGAGCAGUUGUCUAUCACGCAGGCCGGCAUGUCCAGCAUCAAUGACAGCCAGAGGAUCGUGCAACAGAUCAAAGAGGAAAUGCUGCGGAUCGACAAGCUCUGCUCCGAGUCGCAGAACAUGAUUCGCGACUUUCCCGAAAUCAAUCGCAUGAGCGUCAUGCAGCGCAACUUUGCGGCGGUGGACAGUAUGAAGACGGCAGUGGACACUUUCGAGCAGCGCUUAGAAGAGGUUGUGGGAUUGUUGAGAGAAGACGAGGACAACCUGGAGGAGCAACCGAACCUACUGGCGAUUCACGAGGGCUUGACAGCGCUGAGGGAUGUGCGGGAUCAAGCGAUGGAGCAGGUCAAGGGAAGCGUGGAGGGAGAGAGUGGCUUGGAGAUGAUUGAGAACUUGCCGUUGGAGUCCGGGAGUACACUACGGGAGUAUUUCACCAAACUCGACGAGGUCAUUGACUGGUUCGACGAGCGCGUGGGCCAGGCUUGCAUCAACCUGAUCAAUUUCGUGCAGGCGGGCAAUCAUGGUCUGGUAGUGCGAUUGGCGUUGGUGAUUGAGGAUGAAGAGAAGAAGGAUAAGCAGGUCAAGGCGUUACAGGAUGCGCAGCGCGAGUUUGGCGACAUUGUUUCGCGGUUCCAAGGUCUGACCAUCGGACAGCGAGAAGUGCGUGGGUACAAAGACAAAUUCCUGCAAGCCAUCGAGGCCAGUGCCGGUGCGCAGUUCGAAGAGGUCACCCAGGCCUUCCUGAACGAUCCCGAUCGACUCGACAAGGCUUGUCGCUGGUUUUUCAACGACCUCAACACCGUCAAACUCGGCUUGCAGGAUCUCGUGCCGAAGAAAUGGAAGAUCUUCAAGACCUACACCAACAUCUACCACAAGCUCAUGCACGACUUUUUGAUUCAGAGGCUGGAUGAUCCAGGCGUCACACCGGUUCAUAUGCUGGCCAUUCUGAAUUGGGUGGGCAAGUACUACGGAAAGAUGUCUCGACUCGGUGUGCAGGAGUCAGAACUCAACCCUCACGUCAUCGAUGACCGGGAAAGCGACUUGGUGCGAGAGUAUCGCAAUCUCAUCACCAAGUCAGUCGAGGAAUGGAUGGAGCGCAUGGCAAAUGCAGACCGCAAAUCCUUCAAAGACCGGGCAGAGGGAUCACUGGACCAGGAUGCAGACGGUCGGCUACACACAAAGACACUGGGCGACAUGUGGACGAUGCUUAGGGAGCAGUUGGCGGUUGCAGAGUCCUCCGGCCGGCCCGAUGUCGUAGAAGGCGUGGUAGAUGCGAUGAUGCGCGCGCUCAAGAACCGGCAGCAAAUGUGGGAGCGCAUGAUUGACGAUGAGGCGCGGCGGAUUGAGAAUGUCGCCGAUCCUGCCCAGCUGGAAGGCGUGAGUAGUCUGCAAGAAUGGCUUGCAGCCAUUGCCAACGAUCAAAUCACGAAUAUCGACGACAACCCGGAGUCCGGCACGACGUCCUUCCUCGCACGCUUCAAAGCAGACUGGGAGCCGCUGGUCACCCCGGCCUACACCUCCACCUGUCAAAUGGAGCUCGACAGUCUCACCAACGGCUACGUCGACCUGGCUACGCACUGCAUGCACAUCUUCGCCGCCGUCAUGUUCUCCACCGACUUCCGGGAGGCGAUGAAGGACUUUUUCACGCCGAGCUGGUACCGCAACAAGACCAUGACGCAAAUCACGACGACGUUUGACGACUAUCUCAGCGGCGAAAACAACUACACCGAAGUCUUGCACCCGUCUCUGCGCGAUAUUCUCGUGGAGGAACUCUCCGACGCCCUGCUCAUCCGCUACCUGAGUGCCGUGCGCAACAAGAAUGUCAAGUUCCGCCGCUCCGACCCGUUCACGGACAAGAUCAAAGAAGAGCUGCAGACCGUUUUCUCCUACUUCUCCCGCUUUCCGGAUACGCUGGAGCUGGUGAAGGAGAAGUGGAGGGUGGUGCUGAGUUUUGAGAGCUUGCUGUCGGCGGACAAGGGCCAGGGCGUGGUGGAGGCGUUUGAGAACAUGAAGGCGCAGUACUGGGAUGUGCAGAUUGGGUGGGUGGAGCAGGUGUUGAGGUGUAGGGAUGACUUUGAUCGCAGUUUUGCGGCGCAGGUCAAGAGCUCGGCGGCGCGGAUGGGAGUGGAGAGGGGCCCAGAUACGGUGAUGGGGAAGGUGAAGUGA